GCAGUUAGAAAGUUGUCUGAUAUUAAUAAUUAUCCAUUAGCACAAGUUCAACAGAGCGAACAGAGUGGAACUAAUUCUGGAAAGAAGAAAACAGUAAAGGCAAAUUUGAAAUGUAUAACUAAGAAGGGAGCAGCGAAGAAAACUGAAUCUAAAAGA
Molecule: messenger RNA, 156 nt
Organism: Dentiscutata erythropus
Lineage: Eukaryota; Fungi; Glomeromycota; Glomeromycetes; Diversisporales; Gigasporaceae
Source: the annotation of a GenBank genome assembly